GUUUGUACCUCUAAGGAUGGUGUGUAUGCAAAUUGGCAUAAUGUAAGUUCCUGCUUUACAGAAGGAAUGUCUGUUGAGAUAGUACCCCGUGAUCUACGUAAUCUUCGAGCAUGUCUGCUGUGCUCUUUAGUGAAAUCUCUGGAACAGUUCGAAAUGGAUGGGUGCGAAAACUGCGACCGUGUUUUGCAUAUGAAAGGAGAUACAGAUAAGGUGUACGAGUGUACCAGUACAAAUUUCGAUGGAUUGAUCGCAUCUAUGAUGCCGGAAGGCUCAUGGGUGUGCAAGUGGCAGAAAAUCAACCGAAAGUGCAAGGGAAUUUACGCUAUCUCGGUAUCUGGGUCGCUGCCAUCUGCUGUCAUUUCUGAACUCAAGACUGUUGGAAUUCGGUACAAGCCUGGAAUGCGCGAUACAGCCACUACAAGCUUACUAUACAUCUAUGAAAUCUACAACCAAAAGUCAACCGUCGUCAACAUGCUUCCGUCAGCUUUUUUUUUUGAAAUCUAUGGUUUGCCGGCUACAGGUUAUAAAUAA
Cylicocyclus nassatus is the source of this 531-nucleotide messenger RNA. NCBI's taxonomy places the organism in Eukaryota, Metazoa, Nematoda, Chromadorea, Rhabditida, Strongylidae. The record is from the annotation of a GenBank genome assembly.